AUGGUCGCUCUCCUCCGCUCCGUCCCCCGCGCCGCCGCCCCCGCGCGCCGUGCCUUCGCUGUCGCCGCCGUCCGCAGCAAGCACACCCUCCCAGACCUCCCGUACGCUUACGACGCCCUCGAGCCCUCGAUCUCCAAGACGAUCAUGACUCUCCACCACGACAAGCACCACGCGACGUACGUCAACGGCCUCAACGCUGCCGAGGAGAAGCUCGCCGGCCUCCAGGCCAGCCAGGACGUCAAGGGCCAGAUCGCCCUCCAGGCUGCUCUCAAGUUCAACGGCGGUGGCCACAUCAACCACUCGCUCUUCUGGAACAACCUCGCGCCCACCGGCUCGGCCGAGACCCAGGUGCCGACCUCGGGCGUCCUCGCCGACCAGGUCAAGAAGGACUUUGGCUCGUUUGACAAGCUCAUCGAGGAGGUGAACGCCAAGACUGCAGGUAUCCAGGGCUCGGGCUGGGGCUGGCUCGGCUACAACCCCAGCUCCAAGGUUCUUGAGGUCGUCACUACGGCCAACCAGGACCCUCUGCUCACCCACGUCCCCAUCAUCGGCAUCGACAUCUGGGAGCACGCCUUCUACCUCGACUACCAGAACGUCAAGCCCGAGUACCUCAAGAACAUCUGGAAGGUCGUCAACUGGGCCGAGGCUGAGAAGCGUCUCGCAGCCGCCCUCUAG
This is a messenger RNA of Cutaneotrichosporon cavernicola, 675 nucleotides long. RefSeq lists its product as uncharacterized. Gene Ontology annotation, cellular component: mitochondrion. Bases 1 to 675 code for a protein of 224 amino acids. Gene Ontology annotation, molecular function: metal ion binding; superoxide dismutase activity. Lineage: Eukaryota; Fungi; Basidiomycota; Tremellomycetes; Trichosporonales; Trichosporonaceae. The transcript is spliced from 4 exons. The record is from RefSeq and is a predicted model, not a curated record. Gene Ontology annotation, biological process: superoxide metabolic process.